AGCGCAUCGACUGCCGCGGGCUCCGCUGGGCGAUUGCAGCCGAGUCCGUUUCUCGUCUAGCUGCCGCCGCGGCGACCGUUGCCUCGUCUUCCUCCCGGACGCUUGUGGGAUAUCAACCAAUAUCCAUGAGCAUCUAUAGGCCAACCAUCGCCAUCCUUCAAAUAUAAUUAAAGGAUGGAAUUAUGAAUUCAAUCUGUUACAUUUCCACUUCUCAACUUUAAACUUUGGUUGCUUAACACCGAAGCAAUCAUGGUGAACCUGAGGAAAGCGGUGCAUUCGUUCCUCGUGCACCUCAUUGGCCUACUGGUUUGGCAAUUUGAUAUUUCUGUGAGCCCUGUUGCAGCUCUAGUAACUGACAUUUUCAAUACCUCCGAUGGUGGACGCUUCAAAUUCCCAGACGGGGUACAAAACUGGCCAGCACUUUCCAUCGUCAUAAUAAUCAUCUUGACGAUAGGUGGCAACAUUCUCGUUAUCAUGGCAGUAAGCUUGGAAAAGAAACUGCACAAUGCCACCAAUUACUUCUUAAUGUCCCUAGCCAUUGCUGAUAUGCUAGUGGGACUACUUGUCAUGCCGUUGUCUCUGCUGGCAAUCCUUUAUGAUUAUGUCUGGCCACUACCUAGAUAUUUGUGCCCCGUCUGGAUUUCUUUGGAUGUUUUAUUUUCAACAGCGUCCAUCAUGCACCUCUGCGCUAUCUCGCUGGAUCGGUAUGUAGCAAUACGUAAUCCUAUUGAGCAUAGCCGUUUCAAUUCGCGGACUAAGGCCAUCAUGAAGAUUGCUAUUGUUUGGGCAAUUUCUAUAGGGGUAUCAGUUCCUAUCCCAGUGAUCGGACUGAGAGACGAAGAGAAAGUAUUCGUCAACAACACGACCUGCGUGCUGAACGACCCAAACUUCGUCCUUAUCGGGUCCUUCGUCGCCUUCUUCAUCCCGUUGACGAUCAUGGUGAUUACGUAUUGCCUGACGAUCCACGUCCUCCGCCGCCAAGCCCUGAUGUUACUGCACGGCCACGUCGAGGAACCGCCCAGAAUAAGCCUGGACUGUCUCAAGUGCUGCAAGAGGAACCCCCCCGAGGAAGAGAGCGCUCCCAACCCCAACCAGGACCCGAACCCACGCCGCAGGAAGAAGAAAGAGCGCCGUCCCCGGGGCACCAUGCAAGCCAUCAACAACGAACGGAAAGCGUCGAAAGUCCUUGGCAUUGUUUUCUUUGUGUUUCUGGUCAUGUGGUGCCCGUUCUUCAUCACCAAUAUUCUGUCGGUUCUGUGUGGGAAGGCCUGUAAUCAGAAGCUCAUGGAGAAGCUUCUGAAUGUGUUUGUCUGGAUUGGCUAUGUGUGUUCGGGCAUUAAUCCUCUGGUGUACACGCUUUUCAACAAAAUUUACCGAAGGGCUUUCUCUAACUAUUUGCGCUGCAAUUAUAAGGCAGAGAAGAAGCCUCCGGUCAGACAGAUCCCGAGGGUCGCGGCCACUGCUUUGUCUGGGAGGGAGCUUAACGUUAACAUUUACCGGCACACCAACGAACCGGUGGUUAAGAAAGCGGAUGAUCGGGAGCCCGGUAUAGAGAUGCAGGUAGAGAACUUGGAGCUGCCGGUUAACUCCUCCAAUGUGAUUAGUGAAAGGAUCAGCAGUGUGUGAUUAGCAGUGCGGAAGCGGCAGAGGCCUUUCCUGCGGGAAAGCUACCAACGUAGAAAAAGGUUCUCUAAUUCUUCUGUCGGUCAUACCUAAUGUAAAUAUCGUCGUCCGAUUUAAAAAAAAAAAAAAAGUGUUUUUGUAUAUAGCUUUGCAACUUUACAAUCAUGCAUACAAUAGUGAGAUUUAGGGUUCUAUAUUUACUGCUUAUAACAGAUGGAGAAUAACUUAUUUUGAUUAUUCGAUGCGUAAAACGUUGAUGUUUCUUCCUUCCCUCCCUCUUUCCUUCCCUCCUUCCCCCGCCCCCCUCUCUCUGUCUCUCUCUCGCCCACUCACUCUUGUGCGUAAGGAAAUGUCGAUGUUCAUCUCAGGUGGCGUUUGCGUGAGACCAGAAUGAUGUACGGGGACAGUGGUUACACUUCAGCCACACCAAAAUUGACAAUUCGCUGGACUCUUUUCCCGGGUUAACAGUAAAUAUACGCUUUAAACUCUUGCUCUGCUCAUCUACACACAUCAACGUAGUAAGAUAGGUUCUGCCUUCUGAUGACCUUAUCACACCUAUUCGCGACGUCAAAGGUAGAACUUAGCCUCGUUGUCACAUACAGGGGCAAAAUUUGACAUUGUCAGAAUGUCGUGUUGGUAUUUUACUGCAAUGUCCGUCCCCAAACAUAGUGGUCUUUUAACAUAGCAGCUGGAUGACCAGGACUACGGAAGUGGAAGGCUGAUACGAGAUAUAUACACCAAUAGCUUUUCACUUCUCAAGGACAAUGUUCAAAUUCUGAUUACAAUGCCAAGCAAACUGGAAUUAACGUCUUCAUUCUGGUCCUUAGUAAAUACCUAAUUCUGUGAUGAAACUGGGGAAUGAGAUCCCAGAGUUAUUUCCCAAUCCAGGAUUCAACGUCGAUUGGGUUUUGAUCUCCGAAUCCUGGAAAUUCGUGUGCUACACACAAAGUGAAAUUUGCAUUUUGAGCCUUAUUAAAGUAUUUUCAUAAUUACGGUACCUCUGUCUAUAGGACCCAAUUUAGCAGUCCAUUUUUGAGUAAAACUUGCGCAGGAAGAGCAUAGGUGACCAAAACCUUGGAAGUUUUACUUGAUUAAGGACUACAGAAUUAGGCCCUUAGAAUGUGAAAAAAAAAAAAAGUAAUUAAAAAACAAGCUUGUACUGAACUCUGGGAAAAACAGAAAUACAGAGUUUCCAUUCGGAUUUUAAACAAAAUGUAUCUCAUUUUCAGAUCCUUCCAAGCUCUCGUGCAGGAAGAGGCUGCAGCUAAUUUGUGAAAGUGGAAAGCUCUUCAUUGUCCUGCAGUUGUGUAGCAGAGGUUUAAAUCUUUGUUAAAAUAUAGCGUUGUGUCACAAUAAGUGUUGGCCAUCGUUUCCAUUCGUGGGCCUGCUGCUCUAAGAAUUCAGCGCCAUUUAACUUGUUUGCUAACCGUGAGAGGUUUUCAAGCACUGCUAAAGUCAGACCAUUAAGUCUACGCUGUGUUCCGAGUAUACAAGCGUUUCCAGUGACUAUCUUUCCAUGUGUGUCCAUUUCACACGACUGUGGAUCAAUUUCCCGAAGAAUGCAUGAUGCCAUCUCUGAUGCCUGACAGUUACGCGCCUUAGCGUGUGCUUCUCGGUUGGUGAAGGCAGAAUCUGAAUUUCAAAAACCCCUGGUCGAUGUUCUCAACACACAGCGUAGAUAAAUCCAACCGUCUGCCACCAGGGCAGUGGGAGAGCUGCUGUAUUCGAGGAAACUCAUACAGUCUCUACUCGAUGAGCAACACUGCCGAAUAUCCGUCAAUCGCUUGAGCAUGCCCAAAUCUGACAUGAAAGUCAAGUCUACCUGCCUGUUCUAGCUCUGUCGAACCGCAUGUUAAACCAAUUAUAAGAAACGGAACGAGACGAUCUAAUUCUUACUGACACGAAAAUGUCUGAAGACACCCAGCAUGCAUGAAGCACGAGUUCUGCAAUACACAUGGUGUCCCUCAUGUAUGCUGUGUAUGUUGCAUGAAUCCAUCGAUUUGUGUUGAGGCGGGACAGAGUAGGUGAUCUUAACAGGACUGGAGAAAAUCCUUCAGCAGUCCUUAACACGACUGCGCAUUCAGAUCUGAAGUAUUGUGACUAUUGGAGAAAAUUGGAAACAUCUGAUUUCUUAACUAGCAGGGCAAGCUCGUAGCACAUGUUUUACAAAGAAAAAAAAAAUACAAACCACAGAUUUUCAAAAGCACUAGCAAUAAGUUGAAUGAUAAUAGCUUAUAGCACAUUUGUUAAUAAUCCUUAUGUCAUCGAGUAGUAGUACUUCAUAGUACCCAACACAGUCAUUAUUCUCAAAUCGUGUGCUAUUCGUAAGUUCUGUGCAGUUUGGUAUGAAACAAAUAUGCUCAUUUGGAUAUAAAUCUUACAGUUCAGUGUUAAAUCUACAAACUUUUGUAAAUGUUUUAAAAAAAAACAACACUCCAUGUGAUAAAUGUAAACGUGGUGAAUUUGCUGUCAAACGAAUCAUUUUGAUGUACUAUAUUCUAUAUGUUUAUCUGUUUAAGACACGUGCAACAGACUGCCGUAUAUUAUUUCCUGUAAAUCUUCUCCUUUGUCAAAUGGUACUUUUUGUGAGUGGUUGCCAAGUAUUGUCUUACUCGUGGCUCCUGUAUGUUAUCCAUUCCAGGUUUUUGUGAUACUUCCUAUUAAUUUAUUAAAUUUAUUAAAUGUUG
This is a messenger RNA of Leopardus geoffroyi (Geoffroy's cat), 4310 nucleotides long. RefSeq names its product 5-hydroxytryptamine receptor 2C (gene HTR2C). The record is from RefSeq and is a predicted model, not a curated record. The transcript is spliced from 6 exons. Gene Ontology annotation, molecular function: G protein-coupled serotonin receptor activity; neurotransmitter receptor activity. Gene Ontology annotation, cellular component: plasma membrane; dendrite. NCBI's taxonomy places the organism in Eukaryota, Metazoa, Chordata, Mammalia, Carnivora, Felidae. The coding region runs from base 250 to 1626 and encodes 458 amino acids. Gene Ontology annotation, biological process: feeding behavior; locomotory behavior; G protein-coupled receptor signaling pathway, coupled to cyclic nucleotide second messenger.